Molecule: messenger RNA, 1410 nt
Organism: Elephantulus edwardii (Cape elephant shrew)
Lineage: Eukaryota; Metazoa; Chordata; Mammalia; Macroscelidea; Macroscelididae
Gene: SELPLG
Product: selectin P ligand
Exons: 2
Coding region: 1-1410 (469 amino acids)
Biological process (GO): hemopoiesis; leukocyte tethering or rolling
Cellular component (GO): plasma membrane
Source: RefSeq, a predicted model, not a curated record
AUGCACAUCCUCCCUGCACUCAUCUUCACACCCCCUGCACCCGAGCAAGGAGACACCACAGCCGCGACACCCAUGCUCAGCCCCAUUGAACAGCUGUGUGGCCUUGAGCACAUUGUUUCACGCUCUCUAGGCCUCAGGGCCCUCAUCUGUGCCAUGCCAUUGCAAAUCUUCCUGCUGCUGACCCUCCUGGGCCCUGGCAGCUGGAAGGCCAGAGCCUGGAAAGCCACAGACCUGCUACUGGCCCGGGAGCGGAGACAGAUCCAGGAGAAUCCAGACUACUUCCCUGACGAAGACUAUGAAUUGUAUAACACAGAACCUCCGGAAAUGCUCGAAAACAGCUCUGAGGCUCCAGCCCUAAUGAGGACAAAGGAGCCGAGAAGCCCUGUGGGGCCUGGAACCCCAGAGCCAGACAGUGUGGGGCUUGGGACGAAUGACUCUGCUGGCCAGGGCACAGGAGGGACAGCUGCGGGGGACCUGAGCACUGACCUGGUCACACAGGGGAGUCUUGAAACACAGGACUCUUUUAACACAGAACUGGUCACUAUAAUCCCUUCCACUGUAGAGUUCUCCACAAUAGACGUCCUGACCACAGAAGUGGCCACUACUGAGGCCCCGCCCACAGAACCACCUACCACAGAGCCCCCACCCACUGAACCACCCUCCACAGAGGCUUCUCCCACAGAACCACCCACCACCGAGGCCCCGCCCACUGAACAACCUACCCCUGAUGCCCCGCCCACGGAACCACUGUCCUCUGGGGCCCCGCCUACCAAACAACCCACCGCCAAAGUCCCGCCCACCAAACCACGCACCACUGAGGCCACGCCCUCAGACCAGCCCACAACCGAGGUCCCACCCACAGAAUCCUCCUCCUUUGCGCCAACCACCAUAGUCUCUGUGGACCUUCCAGCCACAGUGGCUGGGACCAUAGACUCUGCUACCACAAGCCUCCCAACUGUGUCCCUCCCCAUGUCCUCUGGUCCCCACAGUGAUAUCUUUGGGACAGUAAAUAGGUCUAUUGAUGCCAUCAAGCACUGGAAGUACGGGCAGGGUGUGACCCCCAGAAGCUCUGUGGCCCCCAACCCCACGGGACUCCCCAACAGCAUCCCUGUGAAGCAGUGCCUGCUGGCCAUCCUCAUCCUGGCCCUGGUAGCCACAAUCUUCCUCGUGUGCACCGUGGUACUGGCCAUUCGCUUGUCACGCAAGAACCACACAUAUCCCGUCCGCAGCUACUCCCCCUCCGAGAUGGUCUGCAUCUCAUCCUUGCUGCCUGAGGGAGGUGAGGGCCCUAACGCUGCGGCCAACGGGGGUCCGCCCAACGUCACCAAGGGCCAGGGCCAGGGCAGCAAGCCGGAGCCUGGGGAGGAGCGCAACGGGGACGACCUCACAUUGCACAGCUUCCUCCCUUAG